AUGGCUGGGCAGCUUCAGCAACAGCAGAUGAAAACUUCCUUCCUCUUCAUCCAGCUGCGGGCUCCCCCUGCCCCGGCCGUCCCCGCCCAGUCUCCAGCCACUGCAGCCUGCACAGCAGCAGCCCCAGGGGGCCUGGAGGAGGGACACAUUCUCCCAAGUCCCAGGACCGGCUUCUUGGCAGGCUGGGACCUCAGGCGCACACAGGGCUUGGCUGUGUCUCCUUCGAGCCCGCCGCGGGAGGCAGGCCCUGGGACAGAGCGACCAGCUGCUUUUGGUUGCUCUGCUCUGAAGGCAGAGAAGGCGGGGGAGGCAAACCCCCAGGACCCGCGCGUAAGCAGGGGUGGUGUCUGCGGAUCCCCACACCGCAGGCGUCCCCCGGCCCCCGCCUGUAGGAAACUUGGCCGGCCACAGCCCCUGCCAUGCGGGUGUCCUAGCCCCGCUCCCGGCAUGAGCAAUGGAAGCGGCGAUCCCUCCACGGGCUGGAAGCACCAGCCAGUCCCUUCUGCCCCCCAGGACCCGUGGGGCAUGGACCCCCUGUGCAGGGGUGUCUGGGGAUGCUCCAUUCCACGGGCCGCCCUGGACCACGCUGCGGAGGACAGGGAACCGGCCGUGCUGAGGACAGGCGCUGCGACCUGCCAGGUGCUCCCCAGGCGCUGUGAGGAGGACACAGGUACCUCAGUGCGGGCGACACGGGCGCGGCUCUACAGGUACUGCCCUGCCGUCCAGAUCAGCACGGGCUGCCCUGCCUCACCUGCCGCUCUGCCUCUCAAGGUAAGAACGAGCCUGAAUCCCCCAGACCGCAGCCGUCCCACUCGGAGAAAGGGACCCAAGGCGCAGACCUGCCGCCACGGCCCCGGGUCUCCCCUCUGCUUGGCUGGGCCACACCUCGUCUAG
Messenger RNA from Propithecus coquereli (Coquerel's sifaka), 894 nucleotides. RefSeq lists its product as uncharacterized. Bases 1 to 894 code for a protein of 297 amino acids. The record is from RefSeq and is a predicted model, not a curated record. Lineage: Eukaryota; Metazoa; Chordata; Mammalia; Primates; Indriidae. The transcript has a single exon.